AUGGACGGCAAGGAAAGUCUUGGACAAAUAACCGCUGCUGUCGGGCGCAUCUGUCUGCGGUUCAAGAACGGACCCGACGCGCCGUCGCCACAAGGGCAAGUUUUUGCUAGAUGCACUUUCGUCGGCCGAGGCGAAACAUUCUUCGUACCAACUCCGCCCGCCGCCGACAGUCAGGCACCUCCGUUAGUAGACAAAGCAAUCGGGUCACCACAAACGCUGCCGUCAUCGGUGCAGUCGGAGCCUGUCGACAUCACCGAAGCCGUUAAUUCGCAGAUCGACCAAGACGAAGACAAUGUUGGCAAUGACAACGUGUCUAACGUUGUCGUAGCUGACCUGGGCUUCAGCUUGGACACAGCCAAAUUUGACUUGGUGGAAGAUACCCUGUCUAAGAUCGAUGCUACCGUUAUCAAAAUCGAGUUGUGUCUUCGCCACGGUGGCACCGGUGGCGGCGGAAGUACCGGGGCCGAGGUGGAGACCGCGGUCAUCGGUACGGCUUCCGUUCGAGUGGCCGCCAUCCUUAGUGGCGAGAACGAGUGGACGAACGAACUGGCCCUUGGCACAUACACCACUUCGCCACCACCCGAUGCAGAAAACUUGAAAGAGGUUGUGGCGGAAGAGAGUAAGGAACCGGGCUUGACGGACGAUGCAGCAAUACAAGAUGCAUCAUCCGGGCUGCUCGAGUUAGGAGGCUCUACCUCGACAAUACGAGUGACGCUGUUGGCCAACGACGACACGGCCGACUACACAGUCGGAGCCGGGUCUCUGUGGAUGGAUGGAGCCGAAGUAACUGGCGUGCCAGAGGGUUGGAAAGUGGUGCCUCCUCCAGAGACCGAGCGCCCCGCCUGGAACGAUGCCAUCGCCCAGGCACUAUCAGGUCAACCACGGCACGAGUUUUCCAUCUGGUGGGGUGCAGACCCAGUCGGAGCGCCAGGCGACAACCUGGAAGAGGAGGAAACCAUCAAGGAAUUCCCAGCCAUGAGACUCGACGGGGGGGUCUUGAGCUACGUUCCUGACGAGGAGUCGGUCAACGUGGACUCCGUCGCAAGUGAUUCGGCAGCGGAUGAGGGAAGUCAACGCCAAGCGUCCUCUCCUGCCCCUGGAGGAGGGAACGGAGGUGGAGCAGGCAGUACCACUAGCACCGACGAAAACCCUACCCCUGCGGUCCCGCGCGACCCGCCCGCGGGAGCGUGGUCCGUUCGGUUCCCGUCUUUCCAGACAAAGAGCUCGUUCUUGCACCGCACAUCGAUUCGGGAGCUUCGGCAGGCCCUCACUACACCGAGCGGAGGUGGCCACAGACAGGAAAGAGGGCCUGAGGAUCCCGAAAAAAAUCUUCCUUCGACGACGAGCAAGCUGCACGUGAUUCUAGAGCGCCGGGAGCUCCGGUCUGAACCCUCGGCGGACGAAGGGAAGGCGGGCGGCAAGGGGGGAAAGAAGGGCGGUGGCAAGAAGCCGGCGGCAGGCAAGAAAGGGGAAGCCGCCGAGAACCCUCCGCCCCCCGUCGAAUCUCCGUGGCGAUGCCGAGCGGUCAUCGAUCUGGCUCCUUUGGCCCGACCAGCUGCCGUCAUGUCGCAUCCGGCGGUCGCUGCGGGCAGUCUUGUAGAUUCCGACGCGAGGGACUCUCCGCUUCGCGCCGAGCUCCGGGCGACGUUGGCUCUUGCACCGUCGCCAGCAGAAGAGGUACCAAUAGAAGCCACUGCGGACGACGCGGCUGGGAAGAAAGUAGAGGAAGCGAUGGCUCCAGCUGUGGCUCCUACUGCCGAAGAAGUCAAGCUCGAUGAAAGUCCCGGAGAACCAAGCGACCAACCUGUCCUCAGUGAGGCGGAAAGCCGGAUCGAGCAGAUGAAAGCCGCCGAUACAACGCUAUUCUUGACCUUUGCGCUGUCGAGGCCGCUCAUGAGGGCAACCGCAAAGCAGGAUACAACCGUGUCAGUGGGCGACGUGUUCGUCCCCAGUGACGUUGGUCCCCGCAAGCCAGCUCGGGAUGUUGACGUGGAGCUGAAACAAGAGCUGGACGAGUUCGUGCAGGCGUCGCUUGAGGAGUACGCCAAGCUGUUUCUAGAACCUGGUGCAGAUGAAGACACGCAAGAUCUGUCGGCACAGGACCGAGAGAAGCAUCUCUUCUACGCGCUCAACUCCGGCGGUCUGUACCACUCCUUCCUGGGGCGUCUUAAGCCGCGCGUGCAGAGGAUCGUUCGCAAGAGGUUUGGUGCGGUCCCGGAAGACUCCGCGGAGGCAGACGCGUUCAUAUCUGACCUGUACGUACACCUUGUUGAGGAGGCGGCCGUGGUGCUCAACCACAGAAUAAAGAACGUCGAGACCAAGGCCACUCCGUCGUACAUCACGGCCGAUGCCGACAAGUCUCUCGAGUUGAAGGUGGAACACCUAGGCAUGCUCGCAGAUGACGCAGAGGCGCGCGGCGCUCGAGAGGAGGCUACGGCGAGACACGAAGAUCGGAUUGAGGCUGCGACGGAAGCGGCAGCGGAGCUUGAAGAGUGGAGACCACUCCUAGCGCGAUCCUGGGAGAAAUACGCUCUUUUCUCUCUCCGGCGUAACCGCACCGGACAGCAUCAGCAACACACACAAGAGGCAGUGCCUAGUGCAAAGAACGGCAAUGUGAGUACCAUAGGGGACCGCGGUGGCGAGAGUCUAGACCACGCCGCACGGUGCUUGGAAGAAUGCCUCCGCGUUUACCUGCCGGGGUCGGACGAAUCCCUAGCGGCAGCGUCCGUGCUCGCGGCCGUAUCGAUGGAGCAAGGACAGCUCGACAGGGCGUGGGCGCUCAUGGAGAAGGUGCUUGAACAGCGGCUUCCCAGCCUCAAGGAAGGAGCUGAUGGGUAUGAGACGGACGAGCUAGCGGGCCUUGUCCCGCGACGAGAACAUGCCUUACGCUGCAUCCUGAGAGACCUCAUGGGCGACGCUUCCGGAGCGCGGCGCAGUCUGUUCUUGGCCGUUCAGUCGUCGAAGGGAGAAGAGGCUAGGGGUGCCAUUGGAGCCAUCGUUUCCGACGACGAACCUGGGACACCCCGGAGAACCGCCGUGCGCGUCAUGCACGACGCCUGCGCCUGGUUGCUGGAGCUCGGCUUACCGGGGAUGGCUCGACGGGCGUUCAUCGUGGCUGAGGAGAGCGAGCGGCUCGCGGUCAAGAAGGCGAAGGAACGCGGUCUAUCCGUCCGGACUCCUAGUGCCCUGCGCGAGUCUUCCCGCCGCCUCAAAUGCUACCUCAUCCUAGCCGACGCAGCAACGGCAGCCAUAGCUGCAGACCCGGACAACAGCAACACGAUCGCUUCUGCGGCACUUCCAGGCAAAGGAGGUUCGAGACCGAACGAAGACGCAGCAAUCCAGGCAGCGGAACCAGCGCCAGCGGCUCUCGGCAAAGCAUUCGGUGACCAAAAACAAGGAAGCGCAUCUGAGGUCAUGGCGAUGGUGUAUUGCGCGGUUGAUGCGGAGAGGCUUGCGCAGGAAGCUGUGGAGCUCUCACCGGGAGAUCCCAGGCCUUGGCAAGCCUUGGCGGAGGCUUGCGAUGCCCAAGGUCUCAUCAAAGCCACGGAGGCAGCAGACGCUUGGGCCGCGGUACUCGACCGCAUGGAAACGGCGUGGAGGACCUCUUCGGCUAGCGGGGAAGAGCCGACAUCUCCAACUCCUCCUCUGCGAGUCUACAUGCGGUUAGGGUCGUUAUACAACACUCUCGGCAGGGUCGAGGAGGCCAAGGCGUGCUUUCUUCGGGCUUGCCGAGCGUGGCGGGCUCCCGGUCCGUGGCUCGGAUGCGGAGCGGCUUGCAUGCGGCUGGAGCAGUGGCAGGAGGCCGAAGAUGCCAUGCAACACGCCUCUCGCCUGGACUGCAACUCGUCGCUGGUGUGGGGGCACCUGGCUCUGCUGUUGCUGUCCAUGGGCGAGGACAGGCUUCAGGAAGCCGACCGCGCGCUGUCACAGGCCCUCUGCCUGGGCCUCGCCGACUCGUCCCUUCUCCGCGAGAUAGGCAACUGCUACGUCGCCGCUGGCCGGUUAGAUGCGGCCGAGGAAGCGCUGCGAAAGUCCCUGGCUGCCGAUGUCAAUAGCCACGGCAACAGUGGCAACCCGCAUACACGUAGAUGCUUAGGCGACGUGCUCUCUGCCAGGAACUCUACGAGCCAGGUUCGUGCAUACCUGGUAGCUCUCAAAGUGUCUGUGGUCCAAUGCCCUCGCUGCCUUCACCCUUUGUUGGUCAAGAAGAGUGAUGUAAUCUUACUCAUCAGAUACACGCCUCUUACCGGAACUAGGCCACGAAGCACUUCGGCCAAGCAGCAACAUGCCCCUUCCAAUAAACAUCAAUCAAUGUUGGUAACUAACGAGUGGCCGAUGACCUGUCCCUGCCAGGCCGUGCAGGAGUAUCGACGAGUGCUAGAAUCUCCAUCCACCGACGUGAACGAUUCUGAACGGGAGGAAGUCUUGAUGCGUUGUGGGAAUCUCCUCCGCAAGAUGGGGAGGGGCGACGAGAUCGACCAGCUUCACCAGGAGGCGCUGUUCUCACGGCAGCAGCUCUUGGCGUGA
Ectocarpus siliculosus is the source of this 4527-nucleotide messenger RNA. Lineage: Eukaryota; Phaeophyceae; Ectocarpales; Ectocarpaceae. The record is from the annotation of a GenBank genome assembly.